Molecule: messenger RNA, 13771 nt
Organism: Osmia bicornis bicornis
Lineage: Eukaryota; Metazoa; Arthropoda; Insecta; Hymenoptera; Megachilidae
Product: titin homolog
Exons: 7
Coding region: 1107-12569 (3820 amino acids)
Cellular component (GO): membrane; cytosol
Molecular function (GO): SH3 domain binding; RNA binding
Source: RefSeq, a predicted model, not a curated record
GCCGUGGAGAUUACAAAAUUCUCCUUAUAAUGAAUGUUUUUAAUUAAUUUAUAUGCCUAUAUAAAAAUCUUUUCACAAUUCAACUUUACAAUCGCAAACUCCCUCAAACGUAAUGAAAUUAAUCUUUACAAAACUUUCUUUAUACAACCCUUGAACAUCAUACAAUAAAAAUUAUAAUGUAAAAUGUUACAUUGAUAAAUGUAUUGAUAAUUAUAUGGUAAUUGAAGAAAUAAUCUUGUUUCAUCAUUUGCAACUAUUUCUAUGCGCGUAAUGUAUAUUGCGCAAUAAAAGAUAGUAAAAGUUGCUAAAGAUAGAUGUAAUAGUAUAAGGUGUGAUAUUUACAUAGUAAUAAGGUUUUUAACAAUGAACGCUGAUAAUUUUGAAAAUAAUUUGAAUGUUUUGAACGAUCUUAUAAAUUUGCAAGUUCGUGACUAAGUUUGGGUUUUUAAAUGCGAACAGCGAAAAAUGUAAUUAAAGGCGCAAUACAACAUGACGGUUGUACAUACAUAACGAACGUGUUUGUGCAAAUGGUGUGAAUGCAACAUACAGUAUAUAGUGUUUGAUCGUUGACUGUCACGUAAAAAAGUUACAAUUAAAAAAAAAAGCAUCUCAGUUGAACCAAGUUGAACAGAUGCAUUUAAGAGGUAACUGUCUGUUAUUUAUUGAGGUUGACGAUAUUUGUCGUUCAACAUGGCGAUUUGAAUAAUAAGUGCACGUCGUUUUGUUGUUAUUGCGUUUACGAAGGAAAGAUUAUACAUAAUAUUCUUCUUGCAACAACACAAAGAAACAUGUUUAUGUUGAUCAUAGUACAUGUUGUGGAACUUCACAGUAAUUGAAGAAUUUUUGUUGUCAAGAACAUUAAAGAAUAAUAAAAUAUUCUUUUCUAUACACUUUAUGUACAAUUUUGACUGUUAUUUACAAUAAGUUAUAGUUAUUUAAAUAUCUGCAUCAAAUUCAUUUAACUAUGAAACUAUUAAAAUGUGUGUUAUAAUGGAUUUACAAAUUUCUAUAAAAUGUUUCCUUGUAUGGAAUGAUAAAAGAACUGUAAAGGAACUGUAGGCUCAAAUGUACUACCAUAAUUAAAGUGACAUUAUUAAGAGUGGGCAAUGAGUAAUAGUGGAUUCAGAGGAAGAGGGUUUGGGCUAAGGGGAGCUCGUUCAAAUGGUCCUGCCAAUAGCUUCAAUGGGCCCAGAUUUCCGCAUCCUGGAUUUAGUCAUCCACGACCACCGCGACCACCUGGACCUGAAAAAUGGAUGGAACGUCCCAGUUUCAUGUUAUGGCAACAAAAUAAAAAUUUUCUUUCGCAUCCACAAUAUAGAGGUAAUUUACAGUUUCGACCAAAUAAUAGAGGACGCGUAGCAAGUGGUCGUGGAAUAGUAAGAUUUUCUGGUCCGGGUAGACCACCAGCUCCUCAGUAUUGUGUGGGUUUUGUAAGAAAUCCUGCACCUAGAGCAUCAUUAUUACAAGAAGAGCAAGUAGAUGAUAAAUCUGCUGUAGUACCGCAUAUUCCUCUGCUUGGUUCUGAAGAAGAACGUCAGCAGAAGAUUACAGAAACAGCUGAUAAAUUAAAACAGAAAUUAUCCUCUAUAACAGAAGAAGAGCUUACAAAUUUUUGGGAAGAUGACUUAUCUGUUUUACAAAAUAAUGGUUCAGUAGAAGAAAAUACUCAAAACAAGGGUAUUCCUGAACUUAGACAUGAACCUCCAGAACUUAACUUGACAUUUACCGACUUCAAAGAUAUAGGUAGAGUUGAUUGCAAUAGUUCAAAACUUGAGAAUACAGAUGAUGAAAUUUUAAUUACUUUUGAAGAGAGACCUGCAGAUAAAGUGACAAAUGAUGAAAUUAUUGUUAUUGAUGAAAAUAAAGAAGAAUCUUUGAAUACCUCAAACUUAGUACAGGAUAAAGAUGUCUUGAAUCAAUCAAAUAUGUUAGAAAAUAGUGAAUAUCAUAAAGAAAUUGUUCAUGACUUGCCUAAUUCUGAAUGUAAUUUAGAAAAUUUAAAUGUACCGUGCAAUAAUGUUAUAGAAGAUUUAACAUGUUCAAAUUCAAAUGAUACAGAUGAAAAGUCAUCUGAUUUAAAAGAGAAUUUAAUAAAUUUGGCAUCCAUAAGAUUAACUGAUGAUUUAACAACAGAAAAAUCUUCAGAUUUCAGUAAGGUGAAAACAACAUCUAAAUCAGAAACACUUAUAAAUGAUCAAGAUGUGUUUCAAGUAGAUUUUUCAAAAAAAACUGAUUCAGCACCAAUAGACUCAAGGGAUACAACUGUUCAUCAAAUUGAUAAUGCAGAAACAAAGUUAGUAAACAGUGAGCAAAAUCAAAAUGAUGUACAAACUAUGGUAUCCCAAGAAGAAACUUGUCAAAAUUUGGUAAACAUAUCUGAUCAUUCUCAAAAAAGGUCAUUAAAUAUUCCACCUUCCAGUGAAGAAAUUCAUUUAGAUAAUGUCUGUCGCUCAAAAUCUUCAGUAUGUCCAAGUUACACUGAAGUAAAUAAGUUAAAUCAUGAUACAAGAUUGAAUAAUUCACCUGUUUUUCAACCAAGGGGCUUUAACAUACCUCCUAGGUUUGCUCCAAGAAUUCAAGGACCUAGAUGUCGUUGGACGUUUCAACAAAAUGGAAAAAAUUUAUUGUCUCAUGGAUCUCAAAGAUUACCUUUUCAUGGGAAUAGAAUGACUCCUCCGAGACAUGUUACACCGUUUCAGCCAAAUGAUUUGGUUCCAGUUAUGUUUGGUUCAAGAGCACCACCACCAUUUGCACCUGUUUCCAGCCAUGAUCAUCAACAGAAUGCACCAUUCUCUUCUAAAGAUUUGCCUCUUGCAUUUGAUCCAAGCGAACCUCCGCCAAAUAUAAGAUCAAAUUCAGUGAUCGAGGCAUCUAUUAUGCAACCACAUCCUAACUUUCAUCCAAGAGGACCACCUCCUAGAAUUUCAACUAAUGAACAGUUACCUGGAUUUAAUCCUCAACAUCCAGCAGCAAAAGUUCAUAAAAGAGAUGGAACUCUUCAGCCACCACCGAUUUUUGACCCACGACUUUCAUCACGGGAACGUUCGAAUUUAAUUACUCCAUUAGAUUCUUCAAGAUCAAAUGUAGUACCAGUAAAUUUAAUGGAAACAACACCAAUAUCGGAUUUUAAUAUAACAUCAAAUUUUCCUCAGUUACCUUCUAUGAAUAUACCUUCUCAUCAACCUUACAUUUCUAAUGUACAAACGAAUUUUCAACCUAUUGUACCACAAACAAAUAACGGACAAGUAAUGAUGAGAGAAUUUCCAUUACUUCCACCACCUAUAAAUAUUACCAACGUUCCACUACCUCUGCUAAAAGAACCUUCAUUGGAACAACCUUCUAGUUCCAGCCAAUGUAUAAAUAUGGAUGAUGGCUUGGAAGAUAUGCAAGAGGCAAUGGAAUUUGCAAAACAAGUCAUGAAUAUGUCAACGGAAGUAGAAAAUGAAAAUUUACCAUCAGUGUGUUCGAAAUCACCAUUAACACCAUCAGAAAUUCCUAUACCAAAUGAAGAUGUACCUAAUUCUUCAUCGUUAGAAGAAGAAUGUCCGCGUAUAUUAAAGAAGCAGAAAAAGAAAGAAAAUAGAAAUAAAAAAUGUAAACAAAAUAUAAUGUGUGGUCCAGAAUUAAAUAAUGAAAAACAAGAGGAUAUUAAAGCAAUGGAUGAAGAAGAUAUUCCACAAAAUCAAAAUAAAAAUAACGAUGGAACGUUAUUAACACAAGAUCAAAUUCGACCUAAAGUAGUAUUUAAUUUAAGUUCCAAAACAAAGAAAAUACAUAAAUCAGAAGAGUGGAAUAGAGCUCCUAUAAGUAAUCAACAAAAUAAGGAAACUUAUCAGCAAGGUGUAACUCAAAAAUGCAGUACAGAAAAGGUGAUGCCUAAAAAAUGUCUUGAAAAUGAAAGAAACAGUACAAUUCAAGAUGAGAAUCAGCAGAAAGGGGAUAAUGCUAAGGCAAACUUAGCAGAUUACAUACAAACCGAACAAUUAGAUAACACGCUUUGUCAUCAAGAUCAUACCAAAGAUUUGGAAAAAUCACAUCCACAUUACUCAAAUAAUUUGAAUACACAAAAGAAUCAAACGUCUAAAAAGGAGUCGAAAAAGGUAGAAGCUCCUACUUCAGAAUCUAUGUGGAAAAGUAGAGUGAUCAGUCGUUUUCUGAAAAUGAGUAAAAACGAUAUUUGCAAUAUGGUUAAUAAUUCGAGUCUUCGCAAGUUCGAUAUUGCAAUGAAACAUUUGGUAAAAGAAAAAAGACCUUCUCUUUCUUUAGAAAUGAGAAACACAGAAGAUGAAAAAAUGAAAGAGUACGAUAGAGAAGAAUUUAUGAAUCAAUUGAAUGCAAUGCUAGAUCCAGGUGCUGUAGUGGCUAUUACAGAUUUACCAACAGAAUUCAUUCAUCAUUUAAGUGAAGUCUUGCAGCUUGAUCCAAUGCCAUUUGAUCUUGAAUUACCUGAAACACAAAGUGCAGAUCAGAAUGAUGUUUCAAACAUAGAUACUACUAAACGUUCAAAUAAAGGAAUCACAGAAUCUGGAGAAGAUAAUUCUUUGUACAAUGGGGAAGAAUUUUCUCAUUUAUCUUUUUCACAGGAAAACGUUAAGUCAUCGAAGUCUAAUAAAUUAAAUAAGAAACAGCAACAACCAUUGUUCAAUGAAGCAGAUCUGGAUGAUAUAUUGUCAGAGGUUACGGACAAAACAAGAAAAAGUACAAAGCAAAGUAUGAUUUUAUCGCUAGUACCAGAGAAAUCUAUUAAAACAUGUAAAAGUUCUUCAUUGAUGCAACCAGCGAUAGAACCUCUAGAACGUAACACAUUUUUGCAUAUAUCUAAUAAAACAGCUGCUGAUCUUGAUGACAUUUUUUCAGCUGGAAUCGCACGGGUUAAAUCACAUGGUAAAUGCACGGAUUCGGAUACCUUCAGAUCUGAAAGGUACGAAAGAUGGAAUAGAAAAGAUCAAGAUGAUCCAGAUUCAUUCAGAAAUUUAACUAAAGAGGAAUGGGAAGCUAAGUAUGGAUCUAUAAAUUCCACAACAGGUUUAACGAUUCCACGAAAAUGUUCCUCUAACAGUGUUGACAAUCUGAGAAUAGAGACAAAAAAUAAGGAGAGGGAAAAUUAUCGUACACAGAGAUAUUGUUCAUCAGAUUCACCAAUGAGACAUUUAAGCUUAAGUCCAUCGACGCGUGAAAUUUCUCUAAGUAAAUCGAGCCUAUGUAUCAGUGAAUCAGAAGAAACACGAAGAGUUGAAUUAUCGGAGAGUAACAGUGAUUUAAGCACAACUAGUUCAAGCGACAGUGACGAGGAAAUUGUUUCUCCGAAUGUGACAAAACUGUUAAAAGUUAUUAAGGAAAAGGAAAAGAUCGCGAAGAAAAGAUCACUUAAUGAAACGAUAAGAGACGAAGUGGCUGCGGAAAUAGAAAAAAAAUGGAAGGAAAAGAGUAAAUAUAAAGAACGUAAAUCUCGUAAACGUGAAAGAAGGAAAAGAGAUAGAAAGGAGAGGCGGAAGAGAGAAAGGAAAAAACGGUGGAGCAGAAAUUCUUAUUCUGAUACUUCAAAAUCCAACGAGCACAUGGAAGAGUUCCGAUUACUCACAGAGAGUGAAAUAAAAAAGGAAGUAGUUGUCAAGGAAGAACCAGCAGUAAGUACAGUCCAGGAGAAUGUUACAUUUAAUGAUGAAAUUAAUAAUUUUUCUAUUAUUCCCACUUUGGCUAAUAAAUCAGCUAACUUAGUUUCACUAACUGAAUCUCAAAAUUCACAGAUAGAAAAACAGCAGAUGUCUCGGGUUACGUGUGACAUAACGUCGUCGCAAAAUAGGAAUAAACCAACCGUUGUUUCUAUAACGGUGCAACCAAAAACGAAGGCACAAUUAAAACAAAUGCCAGAGUUUAAUAAUAUUCAAGAGAAGCAAAUUGCAGUUACAAAAAAUAAUAUAUUAAACAUUGAGAGUAAAAGCAUGAAAGACCAAAUUGAGAAGAGGAAAAAUAAUGAAACAUCAAAGAAUAAUAGUGAACGAAUAGAUGCUGUUUCGCCUAUAAAUAAUUCUUUUCAUCAGAUUAAUGUAUCUGUAAACAUUACUGAACCGUCUACACUUAUUCAACCGCAGAUUGAAACUGUUAGUAAUAAUAAUGGUAUGAACACAAAGUUACUUAUGUGUAGCACUUCAAAUCCUAUUACUGAAGUUAAUGUAAGUAGUCAGUGUAUUGAUCAGAAAAUAGUUGCAACAGGUACUUCUGCAGUAGAGAAAAAAGGUAAUUACAAGAAAAUAGAUAUUAAAGCGUACAAAGAACGUGCGUUGCAGAAACGAUUGAAAGAGCAAGAUACAUUAAAAGAAAAUUCAAAAAAUUCUGUUUCGUUUCAUAAAACUUUGAGACAUACUUCACCGAUACACGCUACCGAGAUAAAAACGAUAGAAUUAGAUGAAAGUAAAAAGCAGUUCGGAGAUCCGCAAUUAGAUACAACUAAACCAGCAAAUAUUCCGACCAAGGAAAAUUCUAAGCAAGAAGCUAAAGAGAAAAUUAAUUUAGAGAAUAAAGAAUCUUUAGUUUCUGUACAGCCGAACAGUGUCAGUGGGUCAAGAUUAGAUAUUGAAGAAAAUAAUACGGCCCUUAAUGAUUCUGUUAAGGUUCAUAAAAAUGAUUUGAAAUCUUCUUCUCAAGAUACGGCUGUACUAUUGUCCACAAAACUACUACCGUCUACAGUCGAUUCCGCUAAAUUUAAAAACAUUCGAUCAGAAGGAGGUAAAGAAUUGAAACUAAAGAAAGAAAAGGUGAAAAAAUCUGUUGAAAAAAAGAAAAAACUGUUGACAAAAGAGAAAGAAGCAGAAAAAUGUAUAGAUAAAAAUAUUGAAGGUUCACAUAUACCAGCAAUUAUAAGUACAAGUAGUACUAAUCAAAUUACUGAAACAAGUGUAAGUUUAUCUGAAACUCAAACUUCACAUUCUGAAACAUCUUCUAAUGCAGAUGCAUUGGUAGGUGAUAGUAAACCUAAGGAAGAUAAUGUUUGUUCUAUGACAGAAGGAACCACCCGUGUUUCAUCUACCGACGAUGAUAAUGAACAAGCUACUGAUCAGAUCAAUGAAAAAAUUUCAGAAAGUUCGACAAAUUUAAAAAACAAAAAGGACGGUAUUAAAACUAACGAAGUAAGUGUAGCAACAGCUGAGCCUGUGUUACCUCUUUGUAAAAAAUUAUCAGUGAGUUUAAUUCCACUUGAGCAUACUCCACAAAUAUCCAUCGCAAAAUCUAUUACCAAAGGAGAAUGUGAAACAGGUACAAUACCUCCUCCAGAUAUCGUUAAUAAGGAAUCACUUUCUUUAUGUGAACGUGAUGACAUUAACAUUGAAAAAGAAAAUGUAACUCCUAUCACAACUGAAAAUAAUAUAACUUCAAAUAUACAAGAUACACAAGCUUUAAAAGUUGUUAAUGAGAAUGACAAUGCAAAGGAUAAUAAUGAAUCUGUGCUUCAGUUGCAAGCUGUACAAAUUGCAAGUGAUUAUGAUAAAGAACAGGAAGACAAAUCUCCGUGUAGUCCAAAGAGUCCAUUCAAAGGUUUUCGUGAGGAAUCCAUUAAGGAAAAUAUUAAUCGGGUAUCUGAACUGUAUAAUUUAAAAGUAAACGAUAAAAGUAAUGAAAAAAAUGCUGAAGAAUGUUCUGAGCAAUGGCUAGAACCACGUCUUGAUAGUAAAUCUGGUAGUGAUCAAGCUACUGACAAUGAGUCUUCUAAAAAACGAAAAAAAGACAGUGAAACAUCAGCUUGCAACUUAAUAAAACCUCAAAGUUCUACCGAAGGAGAUACUACUGAUGGAAUUAUUCAUGAUAAUUUAAACAUUAUAGAUAACACUGAGGUGGGUGGAAAAAUAUUAGAAACAGAAGAUGGUAAUAUAAUACAAGAGCAAAAUGAGCAAGAUAAAGAUAUUUCACCUAUGAUCAAUACACUCAGCCAGGAUACAUUCGACGAAACUAGUGAACCGUUUAUUGUAUUGGAUGAGUAUAUAGAUGAUGCAGAUGAAAAAUCAAUUGAGAAAUUAAAUACUCUUGAUUUAGAUCUUGAAGACUGUGUUGCAAGAGAUGCAGAUAUAUUUACGAGUCAACAUCUCGGAGAAGAAAGGUGUUCAACGAACAGCAUUAAAUCAUCGAACUUCAAUUCGAUAGAUUUCAAAGAUUUAUCAGAAGUCUUGGAUAAGAAUAAUGAUCGUGAGGAGAAUCAAGAUCAUAUCAUUUCCACAGAGGAUAAAGAGAAGUCACAAAAUUCUAAAUCAACUAAUUCUAUUAUACCAACAAUUCUAACAGAAUCUCCACAGGAUACUGAAACAAAUACUCUACAUACUAACAAUAUGUCUUUGCAUGAUUCCGUAAGAUCGGUAACACCUAAAUUAUCACUUAGAGAAUCAAGAACUAUAGAAGAUGUUCAUACAAUUAAUAUACCAGAAAAUAAUUCUCAACUUAAUUUAAAAUGUUUCAACGUAAUAAGAUCAAGAACUACAUCCGCUAAAAGUGAAACCUCGCUGAAGUUAAAUGUUCCAACAAAAACUGCUUUAAGAAAAUCAUUAGAAAAUCUAUCCAUAGUUGGUACAUCGUUGUCUGAAACGAAUGUUGAGUUUUUAAAAUCGAAUAAAGAAACAAAUAGCAGCGAACAAAAGGAUAGUCUUGUAGAUAAAUCGAUUUCAAAAACUUUAAGCAAAUCAAACCAAAGAGAAGAGAAUGAUGCAUUGCAUAAUGUAAAAAAUAAGUCUAAAAUGAAACAUAAAAAACGAAAGAAGCGUGAUGUGUCAGAAAAGAUGAUAAAAGAAGCAGUGAACUCGGAUGUUGUGGAAGUUAAACAUCCAAACACGAAAGAAACCAUCCUAGCUAGAAUGAUCGAGAUUGAUGUUGAGAUUCAUAAAUUAAUGACGGAGAAAAUGACUCUAUACCAGAUGCUGACAAACGAUACUUUACCAACCGAGAAUAAUUUGCAACAAAAUAAUGUAGUACAUGAAAACAAAGUGGAAACAUCGUCUGUGUUAAUGUCACAUUUAAUACAGAAUCUUGAACCUAGUCCUGUAACAAAUCAGUGUGCCAAAAGAAGUAUAGAAACUGUAUCCGUAAAGGACAUCACGGUUAAUUCUGUACAAUCAAAUGUAUCUAAAAUACCAAAUAAACGGGAACAUCGUGCGGAGAAAAAGGGAAAUUGUACUUCCACUUGUGAUUCUGACGAAGAAGAGAUCAUAAAUACCGAAGGUAAGAAAUCAUCAACUUCUAACAAAAAGAAAAAGCAUAGAUCUGAAAGGACAACUAAAAAAUUGGAAAACAAAUUAGACAGUAAUGUAUGUGUGAGUGAUUUAUCAGAGUCAAUUGCAGAAAAGAGACAAGCUAAUGGAAUUAAAUCGUCAUCUAAGAAAAUCAUUGCGAAACAAGUAACAACAGAACAUAAGUCUAGUCAUAAUUCAAUAAAUGAGAUUAAAUCUCAAGAAGAUUCUAAUGGAAAACCUGUACAACAAAUUAAUAAAGAAGAUUCAUCUAGCGAUACUAAAGUGGAGAUAGAUCUUAAUAAAGAAGGUGGAAAAGCUGUUGAAUCUACAGAAUUGUCAAAAGAUGAAGAGAACUGUUCGGUAAAAAAUAAUGAGAAUACAACAGAAAUUUCAAAUAAGAAGUAUAUACGUUUAAAUUCAGCAAUAAAGCCAUUAGAGAACAAACCAUUGGAGAGGCCAUUAAUAUAUUCUGAUGAUAGUACUUGGGAUUCUGUUCUUCAGAAUUCAAGUGUACGUAAUCAAAAGAAAUCAAAUACAGGGCUUGCCCUUUUGGAGGAAACAUACAAGAAAGAAAUGGCGAAAACGCGAAAAAUAAGAGUUGAAACGCGAAAGAAGAAAAAGAGAAAAAUACAAAGUGUACCGGAGGCUGUCGGUAGUUUAACUCCUGAAGAAGAGGAAUUAUCAUUAUCCGCACUGCGUUACACAAAAAAGUUACACAAAAAGAAAAAACUACUUAAUUCCCGAGAUCAACGACUAGAAGAAACAAAUACUGAUCAACAGCUUUGGAGAAAUGUUGUUGAAGUAAUCAAUGCUGUGGCAGAAAACAGAGCAGAACAGUUUCAUGUAGAAGGAUCAGAGAGACAAUCAAGUGGUGAUACUGGAGAUAUUGUACCUGACAUAACUGAUGUAGAAAGAGAUUCAAAAUCAAAAUCGUUAGAAGGAAGAGAAGAUAAUGCAAGUAACGAUCUUAACAAAGACAAUUUACAAUCAACAUUAUGCUAUGAGGAGCCAAUUCAACAAAAUUUGGAGAACAGUGUAACAUCAAAGAGUGUAAGCAAUUUGUUUGAAACGCCCAUAUCUAACAACAUGUCUGAAGAAAUUAUGACAGAACCCGUUGUACAAGAAAGUUUGGAAAAUAAUAGCAUAGAAAUUGAAGAUUCAAAUACAGAAAAUGAACAUAACAUCAAUAAUAUCUCAGAUGUUACAAAAACAGUCCUAUAUGAAGAAAAAGCAGAUAAAGUUGAAGAAUUAAAUUUACAAAAGGAAGAUGUUAAUAUUAAUACGAAUCUUGUAACAAAGGAACUUUCUGAUAGUCUACAAAUGCCUGUAGCUGAGAUUCCUUAUAAUUCAAAAGAAGAUUUUAAUAUCACAGUAAACAAAAAUAAACCGAAUGAUUCUUCAGUUUCCCAAAAAAAGGAUGAUGUGAAUAUUACCUCUCAAGAAUUUAAUGACAUGUCCCAAGAUGAAGACAUUAUAAAUCUUAAAGAACAGAAAGAUAUGCAAAAAGUAAAAGUUUCUAAUGAAGAAAAUAACAAGAAUUGGGCGUCCGUUUCUCUUCAUGCAAACAGCGCAGAAACAUUGAAAAGUGGAGGAACAUUAAGUAAAAGGCCGUCUAAACGUAAAAGAGGAAGCAGCAAACCUCCUGUGCGAAGAAGUUCGAGGUAUACGGAAGAAAUCACAAAACAUAUAAAAUUGGAAACUGAUCUUCCAGAUAUUGACCAAGAGCUACAGGAUAAACAACAAAUGACAUUACCCGGUAUAUCACAUACAUUGUUGUCUGAAAAAGAAGCUGAAAAUACACCAUCAAGUACUAAAAAAUCCAAGCCUCAAAAAUUAGUAUUAAAUAGGAAAAAAUAUAAAUGUGAACCUCCAGAAGUUGAGAUCCUCUCUGAACAACCAAUUUUAACUGAUAAACCAGUGAAAGAAAUUAAAAAACGCAAACAGUAUACAACCACAGAAAUGACAAGUUGUGAAGUAAGAUUAGCAGACUGCAAGCAUACAAUUUUAAAUCCAGAUGUAAGUCCUGAUGUAUUACAGAGGUAUGGGAUCUCUAAAAUUAAUUCCUGUACAUACUUCAAUUCAACUCAUGUAGAUUCUGUGCUAAAUGCUAUGCAAUUAACAUCAAUUAAAAAUUUGCCAAGUGUAUGUAAUAAACGAAAAAUUUCAAUGACUGAAUGUCCACAAAGUGAAUCAUCAAAAUUGAACAGAUCUAAAAGCUCACAACCUUUCAAUAAUGAAAUAAAUUUAAUUAACGUUGAGGACGAUAAUGCAGAACAUACAAAUCCCGAUAUCGAUGUUAUGCCAUCUUUAACAAAAGAGCCAGUUACACUAAAUAUUUCACAAGAUUGUGAAAAUCCAGAUAUUGAAAUUGUGGAAGAAAAGAAAACUUCUACUACAAACCAACAGUAUAGUAAUUCUGAGUCAACACUGACUGUGAUAGAUACGAACGAUGAUAAAGAAUUACCAAGGACACAAUAUACAGUCCACAAAGGUCCUAUAUUAGAUAUUAAGGUUUUUGAGAAUUCAUUCCUAGCUGCAAGUGAAGAUGGCAGAAUAUAUAGGUACAAUCAAGCAUCUAAUGGAAUAUUAAACAUCUAUAAAGGUCAUAAAGCAGCAGUAACUUGUUUAUAUGUAUAUAAAACAACCAAUACAGAUAUUAGUAAAGAAUGGAUGUUUUCUGGUUCACUGGAUGGAACUUUAAGAUGUUAUAAUAUCACGACUGGAGCACAAGUAAGAGAUACAGCAGACAUAGGUAGCCCCGUACAGUGUAUGGAUGAAGCAUGGGGGAUGAUUUUCAUUGGUACCAAGUCUGGUCACGUAUCCCGCUACCACAUAAAGUUAGGUGUUAUCAAAGGAGACAGUAUACAGUUUUCAGAUAAAUCUGUACUAGCUUUAAAAGCAACCAACGAGGGUCCACGAAAAGUUCUUAUUGUAGCAUCACGGAGUCAACCGAUAACUAUACGAGAUGCUCAAAACGGCCUAUUUCUUCGCACAAUUUGUGGCCAAAAGAGUCAUACAGUGUAUAGUUUAAUGCGUGAUAAUAAUCUAAUUUAUUGUGGAACUAGUAGCACAUCUAUACCUGUCUUUGAUUUUACAAAUGGUGAACAAAGAUUACAGUAUGAUGCAGGAGUAGGAAUCGUUUGUAUGCGCCUAUACAGAGAUUUACUGUUUGCCGGUUGUUACGACGGAAAUAUUUAUGUAUUUAAUACAAAGGAUCACCGACUUGUGUGUAGCAUACCUGGACCAGGCAAUAUGUUAUUAAGUAUGGAAAUUAUAGACAAUAAGAUCAUAGCUGGUAGCAAAGACAAACGUUUGCAAUCAUGGCAAAUGCCACUACAAGUGCGGAUUUUGUUAUAGGUGAACCAAAUUUGUACUAAUACAUCUUAGUCUAGUCGUGCUCCUAAGACAAAAAGUAUUGAAUUACUUUGGAGUACAGUAAACUUCUAUAAAAUAAUUGUACAAAUUAAGAGAACUAGAUUUAUAUGUAUAUACACCUAUAAUAUAUAUAUAUACAUAACUUAUUUACAAAACAAUGCACAUAAAUAAUAUAAAUACGUUUGUACAGACAAUUAAAUUAUUGGUAUUGUGAUGAGAUCGAAAUAUUUACAAUACACUAGAGAAAUGUACUAGAUUUUUGUCUGUAAAAAGCGAUGAAAGAAAAAAGUAUUUAUUCGAUUUUAUAAACUCGCGCUGCUGAGGACAAACCUCCUGUGCCUUGUGCGCGUUAUCAAAUCUUUUUUUUUGGUAUUAUCAAAUAAAAAUACAUAUAAACGAUACCUAAAUGAGACUAAAAAUUGCACUUUAUAAUUCAAAAUUCUGUAACCUUUGCACUUAAUUUUGUUUCUUUGUAUGUGUUAUAAAAUAUAUUUAUAUUAGAAUGUAUUUCAAUAUAGUAUUGCAUACUUAAUUAAACAGUAACACAAUAAAUGCAAAUGCUGAUAUUAUAAUUUAUAUGUUAUAUUAAGUUUUCAGACUAUUAACUUUUUAUACACUGCUUAAUAAGUGCAAAGGAUUGAAAAUGCUUAGUACUAAUAUAGUAACAUUUCAAUAACGUUAAUAAGACAUAUGUAUCUGAGUUUAUUGAUAAAUUGCAUAUCUUACCAAAUAGUCAUUGUUGCAGUUUUCUCACUAUCAAUAAUUAUUCUUUCUGCAUUCAUUCUUUUUUGAUAAUAUGCAUAUAUGUAUCUUGUUCUGUACAUGUUACUUUAAAUUGUUAUUCAUUUUGUAACUUUAAUGCAUUAGCCAUGUUUUGUUGAUUUUUUAGUACCGAAUUUAUUUAAUAUUGUUUUCUAAUUUGUUAAUAGAAAAAAGAAAGAUGUGUAUCCUCUUGAUAGAAUGGACAAAUAAUCUUAAAAUGUGAUUGUGAUGAAAUGUAUAUGUUAAGGUAAUCUGUGUAUAUUAUACAUCACAUGAAAUAUAUAAUUUUUAGAGGGAAAUAAAAUUUGUAGAGGAAUUAUAUACCAUUCCGUAUUUUACCAUGUACUUCACCUAUAACAUAUAAUAUUACAUCCAAUAUGCAUUGUAUUUGUAAAAUUAUAUAUAAAUUGAUAAUUAAACAA